Messenger RNA from Ectocarpus siliculosus, 759 nucleotides. NCBI's taxonomy places the organism in Eukaryota, Phaeophyceae, Ectocarpales, Ectocarpaceae. The record is from the annotation of a GenBank genome assembly.
AUGCAGAUAAUGUUAACUUUAGAUUAAUCUACUUGCGCCUUCCAUGGACUCUACAUUCGAUAGGUUCGCCAACGCAGUGAGAAGGAGCUUCAUCAUGCUCGCUACCUCUCCGGCUGUUGUGUGCUGUGUUUCUCUCAGGUAUCGCCGUACGGACUUUCUCGACCCCGCGUGCGUCCUCUGCCAUGGCACGCGGUCGCCAGGGCAGAGCUAGUCAGCAAGGCGAACCUGGGAGCGGGGACAUACGGCGCGAUACGGAAUCUAGCGGUGGGACCUAUUGCGGAGGAAGUUGUGUUUCGGGGUUGCUCUGUGCCUGUGCUUCUCGGCGCCGGAGUUUCGCGAAUGAAAAUUGUGUGGCUCAGCCCGCUGCUGUUCGGAUUCGCCCAUCUCCACCACGUGCUGGAGUGGCUGCGGCAAGGGAACUCCGUUCGAGCCGUGGCGGUCGGUAUGCUGUUUCAGAUAGCGUACACUUCUGUUUUUGGGGCGUUCGCCGCGUUCGUGCAACUUCGGACAGGACACCUCGUGUCGUCGAUUUUGGUGCACAUGCUGUGCAACUUCAUGGGCGUGCCCGACAUCACGUUCAGCAUUGCGCCCGGAAACCCUGGAGAGUCUACUCGCACUUCCGUGUUGUACAAGCACCGAAAACGUCUAUGGUGUUGCUACGUCGUCGGAAUUUUCCUUUUUGGUGGGCUGAUCCGCCCUCUGACUAGUCCGGGCUUGUACGGCUCCGUGCUGUGGUCUCAAGGGGUAUUGCAUGGGUGA